Messenger RNA from Colletotrichum orchidophilum, 1503 nucleotides. Its product is annotated as FAD dependent oxidoreductase. The record is from RefSeq and is a predicted model, not a curated record. Gene Ontology annotation, cellular component: cytoplasm. Gene Ontology annotation, molecular function: oxidoreductase activity. Bases 1 to 1503 code for a protein of 500 amino acids. The transcript has a single exon. NCBI's taxonomy places the organism in Eukaryota, Fungi, Ascomycota, Sordariomycetes, Glomerellales, Glomerellaceae.
AUGGACGAGAGAGCCCGCAUCCCCGUUACUCUCCCAGUCCCAAACCCAACGCCCAGCUACUGGCACUCACCUCCCUCCCGUCUCUCCACCUACACGUCCGGUCCAUCACCGCCCGCCCGGACUGAUACCCUGAUCAUAGGAAGUGGCAUCACCGGCGCAGCCAUAGCAAACUUCCUCCUUUCCUCCGACAAUACGUCACCAUCGCCCCCAGACAUCACCUUGCUGGAGGCCCGCACCCUCACCUCUGGUGCAACAGGUCGCAACGGCGGCCACACAAAAGCCGCAUCCUACCGAUCAUUCGUUCAUCACGCAAAUACUCUCGGGACAGAAGCCGCUUGCCUCAUUGCGCGACUCGAACUCGCAAACAUUCGAGCUGUUCACGCCUUUGCCGCGUCACAUCUCAAAUACAAGGAGACAGAGAGCAGACCUUGCCAGACUGUUGACGCAAUAUACGACGCAGCGCAGUGGGAGGCUGCCAAGGAGGCCGUAGUGGCCAUGAGGGAAGCGAUGCCCGACGACGAUGCAUCAAAGUACGAACUCUUUGGUGUCGAGGAGAUGCAGAGGCGGUUUCACGUCGCAAGAGAGGGAUUAUGCGGAGGCAUCGGAUACGAAGCUGGAAGCAUCUCCGGGUACCGCUUCACCACCGGCGUGCUAGAGUUAUGUGUCAAUAAAGGCAUGAAACUCUUCACAGAGACACCCGCUCUGAGUGUCAAGAAAGUCCAACAAGGGGUCUCCGAGGACUCCGAGGGCUCCGAGGGCGCCUACCGCUGGAUAAUCGAGACACCCAAAGGACAGAUCAGGGCCCGCCGAGUCGUGCUAGCAACAAACGGCUACACGGCAUUCCUGCACCGGCGCUUCCAGGAGGUCAUCGUGCCGAUGAGAGGCCAGAUCACAGCCCAUCGCCCGGGAUCGAACAUACCCGAGACAGGCCUCGCGACGACGUACAGCUUUAUCUACGAGGCCGGCUACGAGUACAUGAUCCCCAAGCCGGCAGGCACGCAGUUUGCCGGCGACAUCGUCAUCGGCGGCGGGCUGGUCCGCGCCCACGACGCAGGGCUGGGCGAGUACGGGACGACGGAUGACUCGCGGCUGAAUCCCGUCAUCAGCUCGUACCUGCGCGAGACGACGCCGCGCUAUUUCGGCGAGGAUUGGGGGGACGAUGACCCCGAGGGCAGGGUGCGCGCCGAGUGGACGGGCAUCAUGGGCUUCAGCCCCGACGGCUUCCCAUUCGUGGGUGAGGUGCCGGGCGAGGACGGGCUGUGGGUUUGCGCGAGUUUUCAGGGGCACGGCAUGGUGUUUUGCUGGAUGUGUGCGAAGGCGCUGGCCGUCAUGCUCGAAGGCAGCGACGAGGAGGAUGAGGUGAAGAGGGCGGAAGAGACGGAGAAGCAGCUUGGCAGCUGGUUUCCCGACGCAUUCAGGAUCACAUCUGCACGCCUGGCUCAAAGAUUUACAGGGAGAGUGAAUCACUCGACGGCUGGAUCCGCUAAUCAGGCGCAGAACUAG